AAUGGGAACUAAGCGCCCCCUCCAUGAACGAUCACCACCUGGAUUGGACAUUGUACCAGCCAGUCAAAGAAGACGACUUUCCUUUUCUAACAGUGACUUAUCAGAUACUCGACAAUUAAAGGGGCUCUACGAACUCUGUCUUGAUCAAGUACUUCGAGGAUUACAUCCAGUUUCAAGAGACACGGCUAUUAGACUUGCUGCAAUUCAAUGUUUUGUACAAUAUGGACCUUUUUAUGAUGGAGUACAGAGCAGUGUUCGUGCUUACAAUUUGUUGCCAAAAGAAUAUUUACAUGCAAGGGAACAUGAGAAAAAUAUAAUUGAACAAUACCGAAAUUUAAUUUUUCCAAACGACAUAGCUGCACAACGGAAAUAUUGUGACAUUUGUAAGAAUCUUCCAACAUACGGAAUGAUUUUUUUCAAUGUAAAGGAACCUGUCCGAAAUAAAUUAGUGCCUCGUCUAUUUGGUGUUAAUAAGGAAUGCGUAAUGAGUGUUGACAAAAAGAACAAGGUUGUUCUCAAAUCCUGGCCGUUGGAGCAACUUAGGAGAUGGGCUGCCUCUCCAAAUACUUUUAAUAUUGAUUUUGGUGAUUACCAAGAUGGGUAUUACUCUGUUCAGACGCCAGAGGCAGGAAAGAUUAAACGACUCAUAGCUGAAUUUGUGGAUAUAAUACUUAUCAAAAAACAAUUAGUGGACCCUUUUGGUGUUGAGGGGGAUGAAGGGGCUAUUAUGAUUGAAGACUUUGUACAUCGUGCCCGUUCUGUUCCUCUAUCGGCCGAGGAUUUACAGAUAAUACAAGAAAGUGAAAAAGAUGUUAGAAGAGCAAAACCUAAUGAACCACCUGAACGCUAUGAACAAGUUGUUGUUCCAGAAGGCUUUAAGCCCUCAAUAGACGAGCAAAAAUUAAUUGAACAUUACCGCCCAAUGACAGUUCCAAUUCCGGUUGCAGAGUUUCCAAGGAGUUAUCAACGUCUUCCUAGCGCUCCUCCAUUAAUAAACAUCACCCAACCAACAACUCCCCAAUCCCCUAUUCAUUUUACCCAGACAGAACGUUACGAACAAUUACCCCCGCAAAUUUUUGAAGAAACUGCCAAAAUUUCACCACAAAAUGUUCCAGGCAAUUUUUAA
Messenger RNA from Meloidogyne enterolobii, 1126 nucleotides. The record is from the annotation of a GenBank genome assembly. Lineage: Eukaryota; Metazoa; Nematoda; Chromadorea; Rhabditida; Meloidogynidae.